Ilex paraguariensis (yerba mate) is the source of this 1391-nucleotide messenger RNA. The record is from the annotation of a GenBank genome assembly. NCBI's taxonomy places the organism in Eukaryota, Viridiplantae, Streptophyta, Magnoliopsida, Aquifoliales, Aquifoliaceae.
AAUGGCCUAUGUCUAGGGCCGGCGCUGGGAGAGGGAGAGAUUGAGAGAGAGGGGCAAUGGCGGUUAAGCGAAAGAAGAGCAAUACCGGUGAUAUGAUCGUCCCAUGCGGAAAAGAAGAUAGUAAUAGUACUGAGAAGAAGAGUAAUGGUAAGGAGCACUUGCUUCCGUCGAUGAUAAAGAACAAAGAGAAGAGAUCGGCUGUCCACGCCCAGCUAAAGCACCAGAAGAAGCUCGAGAAGCGCAAGAAGGCUAAGGCUCGUGAAGCUGACGAGAAGAGAGCUCUUGAGAUUGGAGAGGAGCCUCCACCAAGGAAGAUCCCUCGCACAAUUGAGAAUACCAGGGAGUUUGAUGAGACUAUUUGCAAGCCUGAUGAUGAAGAGCUUUUUGCUGGUAACGAUGGAGAUGAAUUUAGCUCAAUUUUAAAGCAUGAAAGCACUUCGAAGAUAUUGAUCACUACUUGCCGCUUCAAUUCUACGAGAGGACCAGCUUUUAUAUCGGAACUACUCUCUGUGAUCCCAAAUGCUCAUUACUACAAGAGAGGAACUUAUGACUUGAAAAAGAUUGUGGAAUAUGCGACAAACAAGGACUUUACUUCCAUUAUAGUUGUCCACACCAACCGCCGUGAACCCGAUGCUCUCCUUGUUAUAGGCUUACCUGAUGGACCUACUGCCCAUUUUAAGCUCUCAAAGCUUGUUUUGCGGAAGGAUAUUAAGAAUCAUGGAAAUCCAACUAGUCACCAGCCUGAGCUAGUGUUAACUAACUUCACAACACGUUUGGGCCAUCGGAUUGGGAGGCUGAUACAAUCACUUUUCCCACAAGAUCCAAAUUUUCGUGGUCGGCAAGUUGUAACCUUCCACAAUCAGCGAGAUUUUAUAUUUUUCCGCCAUCAUCGUUAUAUUUUUGAAAGCAAAGAGAGUAAACAGAGUGACUCAAAAGCUACAAAAGGCAAGGAUACUAUGGAUGAAAAGAGUGCUCAGGAGAAAACAGUUGCUCGGCUUCAGGAAUGUGGUCCUCGUUUCACGCUGAAGUUAAUCAGUCUGCAACAAGGGACAUUUGAUACAAAAGGCGGGGAAUAUGAGUGGGUUCACAAGCCGGAAAUGGACACUAGUCGAAGGAGAUUUUUCUUGUGAGAUGCUUUGUUGUAUCACUAUCAAGCUUAUUGGCCCCUGAAUGGAAGCCCUGUUAAGGUGAUAAUGAAAAUGUUGGUACCCUGUAACAAAAAGUCUGGCUUCAAAUUUGUACCCUUCUCUUGGGUUGGGGUAUGAUGUUAGAGAAAACUGCCUUUGAUCCAUUUCAUAUUCACCAUAAAGAAUAAUGGAAAUUUUUGCAGAUAUCUCUUUCUUCCCAGUAUUGUUGUAAUUUUUCUUUCCUGUUUGUGAUGGAUCUUGUUC